This is a messenger RNA of Menidia menidia (Atlantic silverside), 1277 nucleotides long. Lineage: Eukaryota; Metazoa; Chordata; Actinopteri; Atheriniformes; Atherinopsidae. The record is from the annotation of a GenBank genome assembly.
UUCAUUUAAAUGAAUUCAGCAGACAUGGCUUCCUACAUACAAAUCUCGUUUCCUCUCGCGACACUAUAAAUGGUGUUCGAUGACAGCUGCUAUCAUGCCGCAUAUUGAUUAGCCAAAGCUAGCAGUAUAGCCUUAAAGAGACAACCAACUGACCUCAUUUUAUUAUUUAUACAAGCCACCUUAUUUCGGAAAAAAAACCUUCCAACUGAAAGGGACUGCCUAAUAGCUUGGCGCGUUUCUUGGUUCCUCCAUAGACUCUCAACGGUGUCUUCACGGCUUUUGGCACAAAAUCUAGACUGUCGAGAAGACCAUAGCUCUCUGUUGCCAAUGUCUUCCGAAACUCAAACAACAUCCUGUGCCGAUAACAUGGAGUCUGCGGAGGACAGCUGGAGACCACAUUAUGUCACCGGGGACCUGUUUACUGGCCCAGCGGACGAAGCCCUGGCCCACUGCAUCAGUGAGGACUGCCGCAUGGGGGCAGGCAUAGCAGUGCUGUUCAAGAAGAAGUUCAACGGGGUGCCAGAGUUAAAGGAACAGAAAAAGGUGACCGGACAGUGUGCUGUGCUGACAAGAAAUGGACGCUUUGUCUACUAUCUGAUUACAAAGAAAAGGGCUAGCCAGAAACCCACCUACAGCAGCCUGAGACAGAGCCUCGAGGACAUGAAGGCUCAUUGUGCCAAGAAUGGAGUGACAAGAAUAUCAAUGCCUCGUAUCGGGUGUGGCCUGGACAGACUGGAGUGGCCGAAAGUGUCGGUGAUACUGGAGCAGGUCUUCAAGCACACAAACAUCACCAUCACAGUCUACAGCCUUCCUCAGAGAGCAGAGACCACUGCAAUGAAGGACAAUUCACAUAGAUGAUAAAAAUGGAAAUGUUAGUAUUUUUUUCGUUCAUGUUCACUUCAUGCACUUUUUUAUAAUGUCAAAAAUUGGAGGGAGAAAUGUUAUGGAGUAUAUUAUAUGGAAAUAAAAUGUCAUUUUUUCUACAAAUCAAAAUCAAAUAAGCUCACUUGACCUUAUACAAGUACAUUUGACAGAAUUGUACAGUUCAGACUGUUGGUAUGAGUGCAGUUAGUAGAUUUAUGGUUUUCUUUUUGUUAGAUUAAAUCUCCCUCUCACUCCACAGGAUUAAAUUUUAGACCUUUUCAAGUUGUCCAUAUUGUAUUUCCCAGGCAGAUAUUAAAAUCAAUUAUGCUUCCCACUCUUAAAAAGUACACAAAGCUCUUCACAUGGGCUAUUCAAAAGUAGACUUUUUAGGAUGUCAAAAAUAAAAAUCUGUC